UUUUUUUUUUUUUGCUUACUAGUUAUUUCCUGGAUUAAAGUAGCUUGCUUGCUCGUUGAAUUUGAAUUGUUACCGAAUUGGUUUAUGGUUUUGGUAGUGUUGUUUUGAUUUGAGGUGAUUUGAGGUUCAGGGUUUUGGGAUUCAGGGUUUUAGGUUUCGUGUGAUGUUAUUUUGCUUUUGUUUAGAUUUGUUUCUCGAUGUCGUCUUGUCAAAGUGUAAAAAUACUCAAUUAUCUCAUCCGAUUUUCAGAUGGGGUUUUAGGCAGAGAAAGUCAGCUGAAAAAUCUGUAAUUUUGACGAUCACUUUGAAUAAUCUAAGCCAUUGAUUCGUGAUCAGAAGUUCUGGAUUAUGUCUUUGUAGUAGAUGUUCUGCGGCCCUCAAUUUCAAUUCUAGCUUUGGUUUUGGAGAAGUGAAGUAUGAAAGUUCGAAUUUUGUUUGUGUUCAAUAAUAAGCAUAUGCGCGGGUUUAGGAAAUUGUGACUUAUCAUUGUGUUUAUUGUCUAGUUUAAUGUUUGUGUUUUUUGGUGUGUGUUUAAACUUCUUGGGGGUAACAUAUAGAUCUUUAAGUGUGCGUCUUUUACAGUGGAAAGGUUAUUUUUCUUGUGUUUCAGAUGUGGGAGACACUCUACUCAAUGUUCCUUUUAUUUUAUGCCUCCCUCUUGUUCAUUACCAUGUUCAUAUUCUGAUUUGUCCUUGUUAUCUGCAUUAUCAUGACAGGGAUGAGUGAUCAACCAGAGAAAAACGUCUUGAUUCCUCCAGCUAUUUCAGAGCCAAGCAAGGCAGAGACAAAACCAAAGAAGAGGAUAUGUUGUGCUUGCCCUGAUACUAAGAAGCUGAGAGAUGAGUGCAUUGUCGAGCAUGGUGAAUCGGCUUGCACCAAAUGGAUUGAAGCUCAUAAAAUGUGUCUCCGAGCAGAAGGUUUCAACGUCUGAAAUGUUUUUCUUAAAUACUUAAUUUGAUGGAUCAAGAAAGUAACGAGCAGUUCAUUAUUGCCCGAAAGUGAUUAGGCUAUAAAACAGGAUAUUUACAGAAUCCCAUUUUGUUGUGAUGAAAAUAAAAGUCCAAAGAAACAACAAUCUUUUCAAUUAUCUUGCAAUUCUUGUUGUGUUAGUUUUCAUAGGGAAGAGAAAGAAGAUGUUAAAAAUAGAUAAUAUGAUGUAUUAGAGGAUAAAGGGCACAACCCAUUACAUCACACCAUACUAGAGAGUCACAUGAGCUUACUAGAUG
This is a messenger RNA of Eutrema salsugineum, 1226 nucleotides long. Its product is annotated as cytochrome c oxidase copper chaperone 1. Gene Ontology annotation, molecular function: copper ion binding; copper chaperone activity. Gene Ontology annotation, cellular component: mitochondrial intermembrane space. Lineage: Eukaryota; Viridiplantae; Streptophyta; Magnoliopsida; Brassicales; Brassicaceae. The transcript has a single exon. The record is from RefSeq and is a predicted model, not a curated record. The coding region runs from base 710 to 931 and encodes 73 amino acids.